UAAUAUAAAAUCUAAAAAUCCAUAUGAAUUAUAUAUACCCGAAAAUGCGUGUGUGUGAAGCACGUAAUCAGUAGGGAAACGGGGAACGACUAAUUGCCUUGUUAACCCGUACGGCCUGACCCCUACCGGCAUGCAGAAGCAUCGCUUCGGACGAUUCCUCUCGGGCUUAUGGAGCCGAUCGCCGUCUUUACUUCGUAGUCUAUGGUUAAAGUAACCCUUAUUUUACAGACAGAAGUAACAAAAGAAGAAACAGAUGUUGAAAAAUGUCUUCAGAAAAUAUGUCAAGAGAUCAAAGCAAGCUACAUCAAUUGUUGGGGAUCCACUUUGUACCACAAAGGAGAUUUGCCCUUUCAAAUUAAUCAUGUUCCUGACUCAUACACAGGAUUUCGAAAAGAUGUUGAAGAGAAGUUGAGAAUCCGUCCAGAAAUUUCAAUGCCAGACAAGAUGAAGCAAGUUCCUACUUUUCCACAUGAAAUUCCUUGGGGGAACCUCCCCACAAUUGAAGCACUAAAUUCUACUAAACCAAUCCCAAAUUCAUCAUCAGCUUUCCCUUUCAAUGGAGGUGAAACUGCUGCAUUACUCAGACUACAAUCUUACCUUUGGGAUACAAAUGUUGUGGCACAAUAUAAAGAAACAAGAAAUGGACACAUUGGAUCAGACUUCUCAACCAAGUUCAGUCCUUGGCUGGCUCAUGGAUGCCUUAGUCCAAGAAGAAUUCACUGGGAACUUGAAAAGUACGAGCUGCAAAGAACUAAGAACCAAUCGACUUAUUGGGUUCGUUUCGAGCUACUUUGGCGAGACUAUUUCAAAUUCGUUUCAAUGAAAUAUGGCGACAGGAUAUUUUACCCAAAUGGAAUGAAAGGCAGACGUCAACAGUGGAAGAAGGGCAUGGAACUCUUUAAAGCAUUACAAAGAGUACCGUUUGUAGAUGCAAACAUGCGUUAA
Molecule: messenger RNA, 945 nt
Organism: Daphnia pulex (common water flea)
Lineage: Eukaryota; Metazoa; Arthropoda; Branchiopoda; Diplostraca; Daphniidae
Product: cryptochrome DASH-like
Exons: 3
Coding region: 202-945 (247 amino acids)
Biological process (GO): photoreactive repair
Molecular function (GO): damaged DNA binding; FAD binding; deoxyribodipyrimidine photo-lyase activity
Source: RefSeq, a predicted model, not a curated record